UCCUUCACCGCGGGAUCUGAGCGCCUUAACUUUCCCAACAAUAUAGCCGACAACAACAGUCCCUUUCAACGGGUCGGACAGAGACAGAAGGGGGAACAAGGACAGCCGUUUAGCCACUGCCUCUUUGUGGAAAGCGCUUGGCUGUGGGUUUGUGCUGUGUUUGAACUAAAGAGCAACCAGACCUGAGCGGUUUCUUGUUCACACUCGAGAAAUAACAACAUUCACUUUUAAAGGCCCGUGCCAUCCAUCUUACCAUGGACUCCCUGCUGACAGAGGCCUGUAGAGGGAUCAGAAGCCUGUGCUGGAGACUGGCUCAAUCACACAGCCAUCUAUCCUCUGAACACAGAGUAGGCCUAACACGUAGCCCGGGUCUAUGAGUACCUCUUGCCUUCUCUCUACUGGAGCUGGAUUUAACACAAACUGGACUGGAUUUCCUUCUAAGCGCCGUUUGAGGAACUAAAUUACAUUUUGACAAGGAACAAGCCAUGCAUCCUCUAGUGGUCGUACGUUUAUUUUGGCUCCUCCCUCUCGCUCUGACGCUGGAUGCCCAUUCGCCACUGGACUGCAUUCCGCGUAAAACGGUACCCUAUCAUAGAGAGAAUGGUCGUCUGUUCCGUGAGGAGGGGGUGUGGAACUACUCCACCAUGCUGCUGAGAGAGGACCUGGGUCUGUUGCUGCUGGGAGCCAGAGAGAACAUCUACGCCCUGGACAUCAACGACAUCUCCAACAAGAAAUCCUCCGUAAGUUGGAAAGUGACAGAGAAGCAGCAGAAGGAGUGCAGCUACAAAGGAAAAGAUCAGAUAGAGUGCCAGAACUACAUCAGGGUCCUGCAUACGAUGGAGGAUGAUAGGAUGUAUGUGUGUGGGACCAAUGCCUUCAACCCAGAGUGUGACUACAUGUCGUACAAAGAUGGAGAGUUGACCUUGGAAAAGAAGAAAGAGGAUGGCAAAGGGAAGUGUCCCUUCGAUCCAUUCCAGAGAUACUCUUCUAUCAUGAUCGACAAAACCCUCUACUCAGCCACCUCAAUGAACUUCCUGGGUUCUGAGCCUGUGGUGAUGCGCAGCUCUCCCUCCUCAAUACGCACUGAGUUCAAGAGCUCCUGGCUACACGAGCCCAACUUCAUCUCCAUGGCCCAGAUGCCAGAGAGUAAGAGCAGCUCAACAGGUGAUGAUGACAAGGUCUACCUGUUCUUCAGUGAGACCGCUGUGGAGUAUGACUUCUACAGCAAACUGGUGGUGUCUCGCGUAGCACGUGUCUGCAAGGGGGACCUUGGGGGCCAGAGGACCCUGCAGAAGAAGUGGACGUCGUUUCUAAAGGCCCGUGUGGACUGUCCUGUUCUGGAGUCCCAGCUACCCUACAUCAUACAGGACACCUACCGCUGGUGUGAGGAGGGAGACUGGAGAAGCUGUGUGUUCUACGCUGUAUUCACAUCACAGUCGGACAGGGCGGACCUCUCUGCAGUGUGUGCGUACAGGGUGUUGGACAUCGGCAGGGUGUUCUCCGAGGGGAAGUACAAGACCCCGGUAACCGUGGAAACGUCCUUUGUGAAGUGGGUGAUGUACAGCGGUGAUGUCCCCUCCCCCAGACCUGGAGCUUGUAUAAAUGACGAUGCUCGUAACCAGGGCAUCACUCAAACUCUGGACCUGCCAGACCGGACCCUGCAGUUCAUUAGAGACCGGCCCCUCAUGGACCAGGCUGUUCUGCCCAUGGGAGAGCGCCCCUUGCUGGUCAGGAGAGGCACUGCCUUCACACGCAUCGUAGUACACAGAACACAGGCCCUGGAUGGGAAGAAAUACCAUGUCAUGUUCAUAGGCACAGAGGGUGGCAGUGUGUUGAAAGCGGUUAACUACGAUAAGGAGAUGUUCAUCAUCGAGGAAGUGCAGCUCUUCCAGCCCCGUGAGCCAAUCAAAGUCCUCCGUUUCUCCAACACAAGGGGUCAGCUGUACGCAGGCUCUGAGUACGGUGCUGUUCAGAUGCCGUUUAGUAGCUGUGGUCGUUCUGGCGCCUGUGUGGACUGUGUCCUGGCCAGAGACCCUUACUGUGUCUGGGACAGAACUACAGCCCAAUGUAUCACCCUGUCUACAGCUAACGCAGACAGUGAACUGAUCCAAAGUUUAUGGGCUGGAGACUUCUCUCUCUGCCCCGCCUCAGACCCUGUGAAGCCUGUUAAUCAGACUGUGUGGCUAGGUGGCAACCUGAAGCUCCAGUGCCCCCCCACUUCCAACCUGGCAGAGACCCACUGGGAGCGAGACGCCCAGCCCCUGCCCUCCUCGCCCCGCCACCAGAUCCUCCGAGACAGCCUCCUUAUCCUCAACGCCUCUGCCUCUGACACUGGCCGUUACCGCUGUCUGGCCCUGGAGCGUUCCCACAGUGGGAAGUACACCACCACUGUGGCUGAGUACCAGCUUAGAGUAGGCCCAGAAGGGCUCCCACGCAGACCUGAAGCCCGGACCGAGGGACCUUCCCUGGCCGCGCUGCAGGUGUCAGUGGCCUUCCUGGUGAUUCUCCUGGCUGUCCUGCUGGGUUGGAACCUGUACAAGGGACAUCUGCCCCUGCCUGGGCCCUGUGGGAGAGUGAAGGGAGCAGGGAGAGGGCAGAACCAAGGAGCUCCAGAGGAGGGGUCUGCUCGCAUUGCCGUGGCCCACCUAGAGGUCUCAGAGCCUGGGGAGGCGGAGAGCAAGGCCCUGGUGUCUGGAGAAGGAAACUGCACCAGUAAUAACCACUACUCUACUGGGGAGGUGACGUUAGGAGGGGGUGAGGAGGGGGAGAGUGAAGCCAGAGUUACUUUCCCCUCAUUGCAGUUCAUUGAUGAUGAAUCAGAGAAAUGACCCUACCUCCAAUGGUAUUUCAGUAUGCUUCAUAUUUUGACUGUAUGCAGUCAGUAUUCAAUGGGACUAAACAGUAUGCAACAGGUAAACUGUGACUAGAUCGGACCAACACACCAGCAAUGUUCUGUACAAAGUGGUUGGAAGAGAACUGUUGUGUUUGUGAAGCUAUGGUCGUGUUCCUCUGCUCAGACAUUGCAUGCAUCAACCAAUGGUUGCGUGCCACAUCAUCGACUGUGUCAUCGACUGACAGAUUGCUAUAACAUG
This is a messenger RNA of Coregonus clupeaformis (lake whitefish), 3092 nucleotides long. RefSeq names its product semaphorin-4E-like. The coding region runs from base 486 to 2828 and encodes 780 amino acids. Gene Ontology annotation, molecular function: chemorepellent activity; semaphorin receptor binding. The record is from RefSeq and is a predicted model, not a curated record. Gene Ontology annotation, biological process: negative chemotaxis; axon guidance; positive regulation of cell migration. The transcript is spliced from 15 exons. NCBI's taxonomy places the organism in Eukaryota, Metazoa, Chordata, Actinopteri, Salmoniformes, Salmonidae.